Molecule: messenger RNA, 1937 nt
Organism: Durusdinium trenchii
Lineage: Eukaryota; Dinophyceae; Suessiales; Symbiodiniaceae
Source: the annotation of a GenBank genome assembly
GGGAGGGUUUUCCCAAGACUGAUCGCCAGUUCCCUGCACCUCUCUGAAUGACUUCGAACAUCGGGCAGGCUGGGACAAGGAGCUUGAUGCUGAGGCAAUAUUGUUGAUUUUAUUCAAACAUAGUUGCGUCGAUCUUUGUUUUUGGUUUCUAAAGACAUGUUGUAUCCAAACCCAGAAGACCUUUUUCUUCCAACCCCCAUGGACCAACAGUUCCGGGAGGUAGCACCGGACCUCCGGGAGGUCGGACCUGUUGGGGAAGUCACGAGGCCUUGAACAAUGCCCUCGCAAGGGCUGAACUUGCUGAAAUGAUACACUCCAGUCGAGUUCUUUUUGGAGGGUUCUUUAAUCUCCAGUCAAAAAGAUGCGGCUGUCCUCCAUGGGUUCUCGCGGAUUCGGCACCUGGGCAUGCUCGUUUCACUUCACUGCGCGUGGCUCGCGAAACGCGCGCGGCGUGGAACGGACGAGCCCGGUCGACCAUGGCUCAAACAUCGGUCGAGGGAUUCCAUCGUCAGUCCGAGAGCACAGAACCAUCACCGCCCGCUGUGCGGAAGCUCAAUGGCCAAGUACGCACAGAACACCACCUGCGGACACACCUGCCCUUGGGGCACUGGCGAUAUCAGCGCGUAGCCUUCGACCACGAGAAAUGGCCAUGGUUGACAACUUGCCUCCUGACAGCUUCACUCAAGCAGCUCAGAAGGCGGCGGCCAAGCGUCGUGAGGUUCAGGAGAAGGACAUCAGGGAAGUCGAGGCCAGUCCAAAGCCAUCGGGGAGGGACACCGGCAGGGCUUUGGAAGAGAAGAAGGUUCGUGUGGAGCCCGAGGAUGGAGCUUGGAGCCCCUCCCAGCUGAGGCCGACCAGCGCCCGCUCCGCCGCCGCGCGCUCCAACGCGCACCCCAGUGCGCGCAGCACCGCCUCGCAAAAGGCCAAGAAGGUGGAAACCGAGAUGGAAAGCAAGGUCAUGGACCUUAUCAACCAAUGCCUCGACAAGAAAGUGCUGGAAUUGCGGCAGUUGACCACGACUUCCCCGCCGAACGACGGUGCUGCCAGCAGUGUUGUGAAGACCGCCCGAUCCAGUGCCACUGGCUUCACCACUGAACGCUCUGUCAAGUCCUGUGGCACAGAGCAGUCCGCCUUGCCAGAAGCGGACGACGUGCACGUGACGAUGGCCAACAAGCGAGCACAAAUCAAGAAACUCUCAGAUGCCUCUUUGGGACAGUUCGACGCCGACCAGUCGCGAGAGGCCUACCUGGAGAUGCAGAAGAGCGCGGCUGCCGCGCGGAACAAGAACCGCUCGGCGCUCACCUUCGACUAUGCUCCGUCAGCGCGGAGUGCCAAGGCUGCGCCAAAGGUUGCCCCCAAGGCUGCGCCGAAGAAAGCGAAGGCAGCGGAGGAGAAGAAGGGCUAUGAGGCGUUGGAGCGUUAUCCAGCUUUGCUGAAGGAGAUCCAGGACCUGUCGGCUUCCAAACAUGAUGCCCCCCAAGGACUCACCAGCAAUGGCAAGCAAAAACAGGCCAUGAAACUCUCUGAUGCUUCCUUGGGCAAGUUUGACAACAACGAGUCCCGACUGGCAUUCCUUGAGAUGCAGAAGAGUGCGCAAGAAGCCCGGAACAAGAACCGCUCCAACUUGUGCUUCGGCGAAGAGGUUUCAAGCCCGAAGGGCGCCGGUGGAAAGGACGUGACCAUGGCCGGCAAGCGCGCCAGUGCUCAGAAGCUCUCCGAUGCCUCCCUGGGGAUGUUCGAUGCCGACCAGUCGCAGAUGGCCUACCUUGACAUGCAGAACACCGCAGCGGAAAUGCGGAACAAGAACCGCGUGGGGCAAGGUAUUUUCUGAGACGGAUGGAAGAACGGAAGGAAGGGCCACUGCCUGCUGUAUCCAUUGCUUCUUGAAUUGUCCUGGUCAUCUAGAAUGUAUUAUAUAUAUAUAGUUACUUGUUUUG